AGUAGGCUCAAGACAUCUACCCACUUCCACACUAAUUACAAGGCGGCUACAUCGCUUAAUUCGGCCCAGCCCGUGAGCAGGUUUUGCUGUUAAUGCUGGCGUUUCUCUCGUCACCCCUAGGGCUUGCAGGGCAGGCAGUUUUGGCAGGCUUCUCCACGCCGGCCGGUGAUACUACGUGGGUCGGGCUGUUGCGCGCUUUGACACUCACGUUGCCCCACCUACUUUACAUGUCUGCUCUUAUGGAGUGGCCGUCACUUUCAAUAUCAUCUUCUCCUUUUUUGGUCUUUAAUUGUCACUUGAGGAUCCAAGGUGUGUUGUUGUUCUUGGAAAAGAGUCGGCGUGUCUGGAUGUCUACUAGGAUUUGUUCCAGCACAUGCAGCCCUUCUCGCAUGCAGUACAGAUUGUCAAGGAUCAACUAUUUUGGGAGCAGAGUAGAUCCGACCAAACUUAAAUCAAAAGACAGCCAGCAUAUCGUCGACACGGCGCGGCGUCGUUCUGGAUUUCAGUUCCAAUUUCCCCGCAUUCUUCCAUCGAGGUUUGGGUGACGCGUCGUUGGAAAAGAAGAAGACAAAGGAACAGGAAACGCAACAGCGAUCCGAGGCACCAAGAGCUUGUCCACAGCUAGGACCUU
Molecule: messenger RNA, 631 nt
Organism: Pseudomassariella vexata
Lineage: Eukaryota; Fungi; Ascomycota; Sordariomycetes; Amphisphaeriales; Pseudomassariaceae
Exons: 2
Coding region: 93-545 (150 amino acids)
Source: RefSeq, a predicted model, not a curated record